Molecule: messenger RNA, 960 nt
Organism: Eremothecium sinecaudum
Lineage: Eukaryota; Fungi; Ascomycota; Saccharomycetes; Saccharomycetales; Saccharomycetaceae
Product: thioredoxin-disulfide reductase
Exons: 1
Coding region: 1-960 (319 amino acids)
Biological process (GO): removal of superoxide radicals
Cellular component (GO): cytoplasm
Molecular function (GO): thioredoxin-disulfide reductase (NADPH) activity
Source: RefSeq, a predicted model, not a curated record
AUGGUGCACCAGAAAUGUACAAUCAUCGGCUCCGGCCCUGCUGCUCAUACUGCAGCAAUUUACUUGGCAAGAGCUGAAAUCAAGCCCACCCUUUACGAGGGUAUGUUUGCCAAUGGAAUUGCUGCCGGUGGUCAAUUAACUACAACAACUGAGAUAGAGAAUUUUCCAGGGUUUCCUGAGGGUUUGACCGGUUCAGAGUUGAUGGAUAGAAUGAAGGCACAGUCUGUGAAAUUUGGUACGGAAGUUAUUACUGAGACUGUUGCCAAGCUUGAUCUUUCUUCGAAGCCUUUUAAGCUAUGGACUGAGUUCAACGAGGACAGUGAGCCUAUCACCACUGACGCGGUGAUUUUGGCGACAGGUGCCUCUGCCAAGAGGAUGCACUUGCCUGGCGAAGAGACAUAUUGGCAGCAGGGUAUUUCAGCCUGCGCAGUAUGCGACGGAGCUGUGCCAAUUUUCAGAAAUAAGCCUUUGGCAGUUGUAGGAGGCGGUGAUUCUGCAUGUGAAGAAGCUGCAUUCCUAACCAAGUACGGCUCCAAGGUUUACAUGUUGGUUAGAAGAGACCAAAUGCGUGCAUCCAACAUCAUGCAAAGACGUGUAGAGAAGAAUGAAAAAAUUGAAGUCUUGUAUAAUACGGUACCUUUGGAAGCCAAGGGAGACGGCAAGUUCUUGAAUGCAUUAAGGGUAAAGAAUCGCGAAACCAAUAAUGAAUAUGACUUGGCUGUUAAUGGUCUAUUCUAUGCUAUUGGGCAUACACCAGCCACCAGCAUUGUUAAGGGCCAGGUUGACUUGGAUGAUACUGGGUAUGUAAAAGUUAUUCCAGGAACAUCGAUGACUUCAGUUCCAGGUGUCUUCGCAGCCGGUGAUGUCCAAGAUUCCAGAUACAGACAGGCCAUUACCUCCGCUGGAUCUGGUUGUAUGGCUGCUUUGGACGCCGAAAAGUAUAUAUCAGAGCUCGAAUAA